Parascedosporium putredinis is the source of this 738-nucleotide messenger RNA. Lineage: Eukaryota; Fungi; Ascomycota; Sordariomycetes; Microascales; Microascaceae. The record is from the annotation of a GenBank genome assembly.
AUGACCGACUCUCUCAAGACUCCCGAUGGAAAGGACUUCCGCUUCUCUCCCCUCAUGGUCUUGAGGGACCUCCCUCUCCCUCUCCUCGAGCCAUUUGACCCUUUCCCCGAGGGCGACUUGGCCGGUCUCAAGGUCCUUGUCAAGAUAACCGGCAAGUGCACAACCGACACCAUCUCCGCAGCCGGUCCCUGGCUCAAGUACAAGGGCCAUCUCCCCAACAUCAGCACCAACACCCUUAACACUGCCGUGAACGCCGAGACGGGCGAGGUCAACGCCGCCUACGACCUCGACGGCUCGAAGCACACUAUCCCCGAGCUUGGCCAGCUUUGGAAGGAAAGGAACCAACCCUGGCUCGUCGUGGCCGAGCACAACUACGGUGAAGGCAGUGCCCGAGAGCACGCCGCGCUCCAGCCUAGGUACCUCGGUGCACGUAUCGUCUUGGUCAAAUCGUUUGCCCGUAUCCACGAGACCAACCUCAAGAAGCAGGGCGUCGUGCCGCUGACCUUUGAGAACGAGGCCGACUACGACCUGAUCGGCGCCGGAGACGAAGUCGGUACCGUUGGGCUGUACCAGAUGCUUCAGAACGGCGGCAACGGCGAGGUCAGCAUCGUAGUAAAGAAGAAGGACUCUGGCGAGGAGGUUCAAAUCAAGACGAAGCAUGCGGUAACCAAGGACCAGGCUGGCUUCAUCCUCGCUGGCAGUGCCCUUAACCUGCUGUCGAAGCAGGCGGCUGCGUAA